Molecule: messenger RNA, 1233 nt
Organism: Punica granatum (pomegranate)
Lineage: Eukaryota; Viridiplantae; Streptophyta; Magnoliopsida; Myrtales; Lythraceae
Source: RefSeq, a predicted model, not a curated record
CGGGAUGCCCUUCUCAAGAAAGGGAAACAUUCCAAAUUGACUAGUUUGACCAAACUCUGAUCACUAUAAAAUUGCUACAAAUGUGACUUGAAUGAUUGUCCCAUGCAUACCCACACCAUAUCUCUGCCUCUCCCAAACCAAGCUUGAAGAAUGGAAGUUCCGCAUAUCCCAGGAUUAGAUUUUGACCCAUCUAGCAUCCAGCUGCUGAAUCAUUACUUGAAGCAGAGGAAUUUGGACUACUUCCACUCCGGGGAUCCCAGUUAUUCGACGAAUUGUCAUCUGAUCCCGGAUAUCGAGCUCUACAACUGGGAUCCCGAGGAACUUCCUGGCCAGUACUAUAGGAUAGCAAAUGCGAGGUCUAAUGGAAGGCAGUGGUUUUUCUUCUGUCUUCGAAAAGAGAAGUACCGUAACAGCAAUCGGUCCGAGAGGACUGUUCAAAAUGUUGGUUAUUGGAAGAUCACUAGUUCAGACAAGAAAGUGAAGAGCGAAGACACUGGCGAAGAGAUAGGCAAGAAGAAGACAUUGACUUUCUACCGAGGGCGUAUUCCUAGUGGGAUCAAGACCAACUGGGGAAUGCAUGAAUACUACCUAAAUCCAUCGUAUCUCGGCUACAACAUUGAAGAGAUGCCGUUUGUUGUCUGUCAUGUAUUUAAGAGAAGUGGCAGAAGGGGUGACGAUAAUGUCGAAUCAGCAAGUCAUGCAAAUGAUGAUUCCGGCGGCCCUGCCUCAUCUGAAAGCCGUGCGCCUACUCACGAAGCUGCUUCAAAUGAGGAGCAAGGAAUGUGGCAAUCACUCUCUGAUAUUCAGCAACUUUCUCACGACAUCCCGGACUACAGUACCGGGUUCACUGGAGGGGCCGGUUAUCACUCUUACACCAACAGUGAUGGGCUCUUUAAUGGCUAUCGCUCUAACAAUUACUAUGCAUCUCCUGAUGAAACUUACGACCACCAACAGUACCAAGGUGACUGGAACUCCCACAACCACUACUAGAAAAUCAUCAUACUGUUUCGGUCUUUUUAUUCAAGUCGGAUUGUCAGUUUGUCUGAUCAUGGACGUGGUCCAUGGAUGUAGUGUCUAAUAUUAUUGUAAGGCGUGUGUUCUCGGUGUCAGUUACGAAAGAAAUUGCAUUUGGGGUGCUGUUUCUGUAUACUUUUAAUUUACUCGGUGAGUUGGGAUUUUCUCUCAUUAUGUCUGUCCUAAAUUAUUAAGUCAAUGCGAGACUCUUACAUAUUA